CUCAGACUCAAAGCGUUUGACUAAAAUUUUGCUCCUCUUUUCUGAGGUAAUAACGUUUCACGUGUUUGCACUCCACAAAAUUAAUUCAAGAUAUGGAUCUUAGGAGAAAGUCAAAAAGAAGCAAAAACUCAUAUUCAUCUGCUACUAAGAAAAAGAAAACAAAUCAAAGGCUUUGUAAAGAGAAGAAAAGAAUAAAUGAUUCUAAAAUGCCUGCCUUUCAAUCAUUAAAUUCGGAGUGUAUGAUGGAAGUCGAUGAGGCUCCUUCCUUGUCAAAUUGUGAAGAGGUGAAAAAAAAAGCAAAUAAUGUAUAUGAAAAAUUAACAACUGGAGUGCACUCUGCCAAUGAUUCAGCUGCUAAGUUUGAUGGACUUAUGAAUAGUUGCAAAACUUUAGUUUUGUUUGAAGCAAAAAAUCAUAGCAACAUAAGUAAACUUUCUGACAUUACAAAGAAAGCUGAAGAACUUCUUAAAGAAAACCAGAGAUUCUGCAAAAGAUAUCGAUAUUUUCUUGAAACAAAAUCCUUUCUAUUCACUACUCCUCUAAAUACUAUAAAAACCCAUCCUGAGUUUCACAAAAUAAGUAUUUCACUAAAUGCAGCUGCAACUGAUUGGUCAGUCAGUCCAAUACAAGAGGUAUUAAACAAUGACGGGUUGGAAGUACUUACAGUACUGCCUCCUACAAAAUCUAAAUUGCCCCCAGCUGGAGUCGUAAAAAGAAAGGAAUUAUUACCUGGAACAGAAGUUUGGGUAAUGAAGUCAAAUCUUCUCGAUGUGUUUGUUCAAGGAACAAUUUUAUCAUCAUGCGAAGCUGAUAAUAAGAAAUGGUAUAAAGUACGCUUUGAUGAAACUAAAACCAUUGCAAAUAAACUUUAUACAGCUAAACAACUAGCAUAUAGAACGAACCCAGACGUCAUUUUGCCUGUCGGAACACGUAUAGCUGCUCGUUAUUCAGAUGGGGAGGAAGCUAGGAUAUAUGCUGGUAUUGUUGCUGAGCCACCCAAAGUUACUAACCAAGAAAGGUAUCUUAUAUUUUUUGAUGAUGGAUAUGCUCAGUAUAUUGAUAAUAAGGACAUUUAUGUUGUAUGUUACCAAAGCAUAGAUGUUGCUGAUGAUGUGCAUGAAAACAUCAGUGAAUUCAUCAGAACUUAUUUACAAAAAUAUCCUGAGCGUCCAAUGGUUAAAUUACAGAAGAAUGAAAUCACCAAAACAGAAUUUGACCGUAAAUGGUGGGAUACUAAAGUCGUGGAUGUUGAUGCUAGUAUGGUCAAAAUGCUUUUUAUAGCAACAAAUCGCACAGAAUGGAUAUAUAGGGGAUCUACUAGAUUAAAGCUUUUGUAUAAUGAGCUUGCAAAUGCAGAAGCUAAUCGUGUAGCUGGUAAACAUCGGAGACAUAAUGUUAUUCUAAGGAAACCUCAUCAGCCGUAUGUAGAGUAUACUAGAGAAAGAGACACAAAGGCUUCUGAAAAUCACGAUAUAGAAACAAUUGAAUUAGACUCGGAGUCUGACACUGAAGAAGGAAAAGUAAAGGUUUCACAGCAUCCUAGGAGAAAGACUGGUGGCUCGCAGUUCCUAACUAAUGGCGAGAAGCCUAGAAAUACUGCUCGCAAAUCAACUUCCCUUAAACCUAGGGAAUCUGAAAGUACCAAUGUGGACAAAGAUAAUACACCUGACAUUCAAUCCCAUUUGGGGUACAAAGACUUGCACAAUUUAGUUUCAUUUGUUAGAGUUGAUUAUAAAACUCAUGUUUGUUCUAAAGCAUGUGCGGAAAAAGCAAGUCCAGCUGAAUUUAAAGGGAGGAAUCCUCUUCUUAUUCCAAUAUAUGUUGGUUGGGAGAGGCAAAUUUGGAGAUACUCAGGAGACAGCUUUAGUAAAAUAAGAUUAAUGUACCGGGCACCUUGUGGUAGACACUUACGGAAUCUAGGAGAGAUUCUAAAAUUUCUGAUUCUAACAGAAUCCAAACUCACCAUUGACUACUUUACUUUGAAUCCAUUUCUUGUAGUGUUUCGAACCUUUAGGCCUAAAGAGAUAAAAUAUGAACAUCCUGAUGUUACGCAAGGCAAAGAAAAUGUUCCUGUACGUUGUGUGAAUUCAUGGGAGAAUGUAGCUCCACCAUAUGUGGAAUAUUCACCUAAACGAUAUCCCGGAAAAGGAGUCUAUUUAAAUGAAGAUAAAGAAUUUUUAGUUGGGUGCGACUGUACAGAUAAUUGUCAGACUCCAGAACUGUGCGAAUGUCAGCGAAUCACUAGUUAUGCUUACAGUGGUCAUUAUAAUGCAGAUGUCGGAUACAAAUUCCGUCGUCUUAAGGAACCAGUAGUUACUGGAAUAUUUGAAUGUAACAGUAAAUGCAAAUGUGGACCUCACUGUGGAAAUAGAGUUGUUCAAAAUGGUAUGAAAGUUCGUCUACAGAUGUUCAAAACAAAAAGGAAAGGUUGGGGUAUAAGAUGUUUGGAUGACAUUGAAGCUGGAGCUUUCAUUUGUAUAUAUGCUGGACAACUGCUAACUGAACAGGGAGCAGAUGAAGAUGGUAAUCUGUUUGGAGAUGAGUAUUUAGCAGAACUGGAUCAUAUUGAGGUUGCUGAAAAACUUAAAGAAGGUUAUGAGUCUGGAGUAUCAGAUAUAGAGGAUAUGGAAGUUGAUGAACUAAAAUCUGAUGAUGAGGAUUAUAAAAUGAGAGAUGAAGAACAAUCAUCUUCUUCUUCGGAUUCUGAUGUAAAUGUUUGUGACACAGAUUCUGAAUAUGAGACAAGUCUUCGAAGUACUGCUAUCAACUCUUAUUCUACUAGAAGCAGAAGAAAAUCAUUGAAGCUAUCAGACUAUUCAUCUUUAUCUAGUAAGAAUUCACAAUCCAAUAAUAAAAACAGCAAAAAGAAAAAUAAUAAGAAGAAGGAGUUGCCUGAUUUAACUGCAUCCCAAGAUACUUUCAAACUAACACCUCGUCCUUUAAGCCCUGCUUCUGAAGAAUUUCUGGAAAAAACUGAAUUAAAAAGAGUACCAAAAGUCUCUGAAGAUGAUUCUUCCAAAGCAAUUGCUAAAAAGGGUUCGAGUACGAAACAUUCUGGAUCGGCACCUCCUGCCAUUCCUAGUUUUAAACAAAAGGGCCAUAAAUCCGUUCGGUCAUACUAUGGUGAAGAUUCACUUUAUAUUAUGGAUGCCAAAAGUAAAGGAAAUAUAGGAAGAUAUUUAAACCAUAGUUGUGCUCCGAAUGUGUUUGUGCAGAAUGUUUUUGUGACUUCACAUGAUCUGAGGUUCCCAGAAGUUGCCUUUUUUGCUCAAAAUUAUAUACUAGCUGGAACAGAGUUGACUUGGGAUUAUAAUUAUGAAGUUGGCAGUGUUGAAGGCAAAGUCAUGUAUUGUUACUGUGAUGCUAGGAAUUGCAGAGGGCGCUUAUUGUAAAAUGCGCACAAUUUUACUGUGUUCUAAAAGUCAUUCCCUAUUCAUUGUACAGCUCAUGUUAAACUAUUACCUGUCUUUGAUGCAUUUUCAAUCGUGCAUAUUUAUUACAUCAAAGCUCAUUGAAGCCAUUUUUAAAUACCAUCAGCUGGUGAAUGAAUUUUAUUACUGAAAAUACAUGUACAUAUUUAUCAUAGAAUGGAAUGUUGAGUGUGCCUUACAAGAACUCUGUAAAAUUAUCUAUUAUUUCACAUUUUGUGUGCUUAUAUAUGUGUGUCCUGUAUUGUUUUGUUCAGUACUUUUGUCGUAUACUGAAAUGGAACUUUACAGAAUUCUAAUUCCUUUUGUUUUAUAUAGUUGCAACUUUGAAGAAAAUCUAGACUCUGCAUUGGAAAUGUGCUUCAAAUAUUCAUUCGGGGGAAUUUUUUUCCCUCGGAAAAAGAUAUGUGUUGAAUUUUGUUUCUAUCUGUUCAGCAAUAAUUAGUAGUCUGUGUAACAGAAUAGAAUUAUAAAUUUGUAACAGAAUAGAAUUAUAAUAAGAUUUAUAAUUUCACUUUAAUUGCGAAAUAUUGCAAAAUAUAGUCUUGUAAAAAUUUGUUUUGUAAAUAAGAAUUUAUUAUAACAUUUUUAGAGCAAUUAAAAAUACACCCUUAAGAUUUCUUCAACUUUUUUGAACUUUCAUGUUUUUCUGUUUUUGCUAAGAAGCAAGCAUAGAAAAUUUUACUGUUUUGUAAACAUUUUCUCAUGCUUUUAUUUGUAAUUCAGUAAGAAGGGUUUUUUUUUCUUUUUUUUCCCUCUUAGAGUUUAAUUUCUGCACAUAAGCAUUUAUUGUAACUUAUCUUUUAAAAAAUGUGAUUUUAUAUUUUCUUUUUCUCUUGUGCUAAAAUUUAUAAUGAAAUGAAGGAUCUAAAACCCAGAAAAUUUAGUGAUAUGGAUAUUAUUUUAUUAUCACAUCAAAACAUUUAAAGAAUUAAUAUAUAGCUGUUAAUAAUUCUUGAAAUUCUAUUCUAUGGCUUAUUUUUUAUAAAUUAUAUUGAUUUGUUUCAUAUGUAUUUUUCUUUGAUUUAUCAUUAUUCUCCAAAAUUAUA
Molecule: messenger RNA, 4477 nt
Organism: Argiope bruennichi
Lineage: Eukaryota; Metazoa; Arthropoda; Arachnida; Araneae; Araneidae
Gene: egg
Product: histone-lysine N-methyltransferase SETDB1-like
Exons: 29
Coding region: 93-3392 (1099 amino acids)
Biological process (GO): heterochromatin organization; negative regulation of gene expression
Cellular component (GO): nucleus
Molecular function (GO): DNA binding; histone H3K9 methyltransferase activity; zinc ion binding
Source: RefSeq, a predicted model, not a curated record